UGAAACUGGUCUUUGGAAGGACAAUAAUUUGGCAGAUAAAUAAUCCGUGUCACCAGGUCACUGUGGAACUCAAGAAUUACUCCCAGGAACAGCCACCUCGUCGUGUAGAGAAAAUAGUUUGCGCAAGAAGAUUAAUUGCUCAUACGGUGUUUCCAUCUCGACUAAACUUGCGUCAGUGGAAUCAUUUCUAUCUACACGCCGGUAACACGGGCUGUCUAAAAGCAGUGAGUGAAUAUAACUGAUAAGUGGCCAAGAUUGAAUCAAUCAAGACAAGUGUACCCACACCACGUGUUCAGUUGGAGCGGUGGGUCACACGCUGAGCACUGUAAAAAACUGGGACAGCUGUGAUCAGCUGCUUGCGACACCAAGAUACUUCGUAACACCAAGCAAGUGUUGGAUCGACUGAUUCACUGAAUGAAAGAGAGCAGAGUAGAGGCUGAGCCAGUAGGUCUAGUACUGGCAGUGGUAGCCCCAGACGAUCUCACUCAUCACACAGGUGACAGCACACACGCACCGACGUCCGUGUUACCAUCCUCGCUUGGCUGCAGAUAUCGCAGCCGCGGUGGUCCUGCCUGUUUCGAAACACAGCAAACUGCUGGUGCGGCGGUGGUUGCAUACUUGGCGACAGUGGAACGUGGUGACAGUCAGUGGACGUGGUGAACACACUUUCAUUGUGAUAUUCGCACUGCUGUAGAAGCAAGCGAUCAGUCGAUCUGUUUUCUUCACCGAAGGCGAAGGCUGACAUACCAGGGUCUCUCCUCGGCGAGUAUAACCUUUCUGUUCUAGGCAAAGAGAGACGCAGUUCAAUUUCAAUCAAUUUCCAAUCAAUCCCAUUUUAGUUUUGCAACAUUUGGGAUUGUUUUUUUGCUGACUUUGGCCAGUUACGGUUGCGAAACUAACGAUCAGCUAGCCAACUAGCCCCAGGAAGUACUUCCAUCCGGGGAGCGGAAAGAGGUAGAAGGGGCAGACAACUGCAAUGAACUAAUCGUUAUCUGAGCAGGUCGUGCAACAAACAAUACAUUAGCGUGCUGUGUAGAUAAGAUAGUCGUUGCCCAACAGCGCACUGGAACAAUGGGAGCUUGCUGCUUCACAGCUGAUCAUCGCAGCGUGGUGUCGCGCGGUAGAGACAACGCGCCCGAUGGAAAGUACAAGCGACUGGCAGAGCCCGCGUGCAGGACGGCCAGCGGCGAGAGCGUACUGGCGGAGGAAUGGGACUCGCCCAAACCAUCACCGGCGGAGUAUCGAAAGCAGAUCGCCAAUUCUCAAGCCGCUCGCGUGACAAGACGUACGGACGACACUGGGCCCACGCUACUGGAGAUGAGCGCGAAAGCACCUCGCGGCUUUGCGCCCUACAGACCUGAAGACGAGAAACGGGCAAAUUUAUCACGCAAAGGUGCAGUGAGAAAGCACGAUGAGGAGCCGGCAACACCACCAUCGCGUACACUCUCACGGCGAGAGAUUCUGGCCAAUCAAUAUCGUCUCGAAGCCGAGAAGGAGAAGAAAGCCAGCGACUUGGGAUCUCGGAGUAGACAUCCGGGGGACAGAAGCGACACCGACAGUGAAUCAGGUGGUCAGGAUGUUCCCGAUGGGGGCAUCAGAGACACGAACGUCAAUGAUUUGGCGAGAGGACAAGAUCCACAGUCCCAGUCGAACGUUCUAGUCGACAUUGACCCGUCAUCGCCAUCUGCACAUCCAUCCACCAAUGGGACAUCGCCGCAUGAUGCGUCUACAACGAAUGAAGCACAUGGCUUCCGCUCGGUUGCUUCAUCGGGCCGCGGCUCCCUAACAUCAGCAUCUCCAGACGCCGAUAACCAGGUGGAGAGAACAGGCCACGGAGCAACAGAUGGUGAAGCACCGUCAUCGGACGUUCAUGGCGAGGAUUCGCCUGCGCAUGUCGCAAACGGAUCAGCCAACGGUACAGUCACAACACGAGAUAACAGAGCCGACUCUCGGACUAGCUCUGGCAGUAGCGAAAUGUCCGAUAAGUCCGGCCAUAAAGUUCUAUCUCGGAUUAGCGUUGGCAGCCUCGAAACGUCCGACCCGUCGGCCCUACCGUACUUUGCCACGAGCAGCGUGCCUGCGAGCGGCUUCACACCACCCAUGCCGCGUAUACAAGUUCCCGAUGCGACCUCAUUGUCCUCCACGGGACGAGAUUCGCCUGCCCCUGUUGGGGACUUGAAGUCGCUGAAAGAGCACGAGGAGGCGGUGAGUUUCUUGGCGGAGCUUGGCUACGGACCAGGACAAGUCAUAGAGCGGCAAAUGUUUGACCACACCAGUAUAGGAGAGGUGGAGCUGAAACUAGAAGUGACGUACUCCGCAGUCAACAUUGAGAUUGUGCAGCUGAACGAUCUGAAGCUGAUGUCAUUGCCACGCACUACUGAGCUCUACAUCAAGUGCUAUCUACAAAAAGGACUCGCCGAGACUUCCAAACAUACGAAGAAGCGCACAAAAGCCGUCAAUGUCUCCGAGAACAUGAUCUUCGACGAAACACUCCAUUUCUCAAUGUCACCCGGAAUGGAUGUUGUGAAGGUGAUGUUGUGGGAGGAGAAGCUAGGACGUAACCCCAUGUAUGGCAUGGCUACCAUCCAGCUCAGUCAUCUCGACGGCAAUGACGGACACAGCCAGACGACGAAGAACAUGGUGAGCUAUCGCAACAAGAAAGUACGCGCCGAGGGCAAGUACACGCUGUUCGGAGCGAAGGAGGACGGAAAGCUGGGAGUGCAGGGACUCAAGGUGUCCACCUCCACCGGUAGCUUGGUGUCCGUACGCGCCUCCACGCCCAAUCUGGGAAAGCUGCGGCCGUUCCGUCACAGUAGGAAGUGAUCGAGUGAGCCGGAGAGCAUUGCUAAGAGAGUGUGCUCCACCAGUGCAGCUGGACCAGUGGUAUAACAGCAGCCCACGGUGCUAAGACUUGGAGCGUACCAACAUUACACUGGAAGCGAACGUGAAACAAGACAGAAGCAAGACACGCGUCAGGCUCUUCACCGACAUCUUGAAGUGUGUCCUCGUUCUUAGUAUCAUCACGUUCUUGUCUCCGAAGAAAACUGGAAACAAGACGGUGUUUUCGUUUUGCUUGAUAGUCUUUCGAUGAUAGCGAGGCUCUGAUGAUGGUCUCAUUGCCAGUUCAGUCAUCGUUGAGCAGUGCCGAGUGUCCAGCUGUUGUUGAGCAGAAUCUGAGCAGCACGGCGCCGAGGCUGUGAGGCAACUGAGCAGCCUUGUGGAGGAAUCUCUAUUCAGGUUAGCUCUAGUGUGCAUGCACAGUUCUACGAGUGGCAUUCGAUCAUGCUACAGAAAUCAAUACGAAUCAAUCUUCUCCACAGACAGCGAUCCGUAUGUGAGAUAAGGAGCAUUCGCUGGGGUGACUUCACUGUGCUCUGAAAUUGAAAUUGCCUAGUCCACUAGUAUUACCAGGAUGUAAUACUUGAAGUUUUUCUCUACGGCACCAGUGUGCUCAUAGUCAAGCCACUCAGAGUUCACCGCUUUGUUUAUCCUUCCUUGUACGCACGCACGCACGCACACACACACACACACACACACACACACACACACACACACACACACACACACACACACACCCACACACACACACACACACACACACACACUCACACAUACA
Molecule: messenger RNA, 3616 nt
Organism: Sycon ciliatum
Lineage: Eukaryota; Metazoa; Porifera; Calcarea; Leucosolenida; Sycettidae
Product: rab-3-interacting molecule unc-10-like
Exons: 11
Coding region: 1072-2823 (583 amino acids)
Source: RefSeq, a predicted model, not a curated record